AUGUUUGAAAAAUUUAAAUAUAAAAUAAUUGAAAACCCAUGUCCAUCCAAAGCCUUAUGGUGGCGAGCAUUUGGUUUUCCAGCACGAUUGAAUGAAGAUAAUCAAUGGGAGAGAAUUGAAGGAUUUAUUAGUUGUACCAAAUGCAUGAAAACACACAUUUAUAAUAAAUUAAGUGGCACAAAACAUUUUAAAGAACAUGCCGAUAAAUGUUUCCCAUUGUCUGAAACUUCAGAAGCUGCAUCAUCAUCAUCAUCAUCAUCAACACAAGUAACCUUGAAUCAAAUUGGAUUUACUAAAUCUAGAAAAUUUAAUGAAAAAGAUAUUAAAAAAAUAAAAGAUUUAUCGGUGGAAUGGGUUUGUGGGGGGAUUAGACCCUUCAGUAUAUUGGAUGAUUCAGGUUUUAGACGUUUAGCACAAGAGUGUGUUCGUUUGGGUGCUAAUUGUGGUGCAUUUGAUGUUUAUGAACUAUUACGUGGAGAAAAAACAAUAUCAAGACAUGUUACUUCAUUUGCUGCUAUUUGUCGUGAACAAAUAAAAGAACUUUUAUCAAAUCCUUUAAAAGAACAUUCAAUAACAAUCUGUCCAGAUUAUUGGAUAGAUCCAUACAAAAAAAUAUCUUAUUUAGGUGUUAGUGUAAUUAUCGUUGAUGACGAAUAUUGUUAUACAUUAAUUGAUUUAUGUUGUAAACCAUCUGAAUAUGAAAGAAAAACAGCUGAAUAUACUUUAAAAGUAGGGAUCAAUAUUUGUAUUAAAGAAGAAGCUGGCGUUACUUUACAUCAAUCGUGUAUCGUUAGGUGGUUAUCGAUGAUAAAUUUGUUGGAAAGUGUUCUACAAACAUUCAAAACAACAAAAAGAUUAUUAUUAGCUAGAAACAAGCAAUCAUUAAUUCAUGAUUUGGAUGUAUUAACAAUAAAACAACUUGUACUUGUUUUGAAGCCAGUAAAACAUGUUGUGACAGUUGUUCAAACAGGCAAUUCACCAUCUUUGCACUUGGUUUUAUUAUGUAAUUUAACGCUGAAGCGUGCUUUAUCGUCUUAUGAAUCAUUACUUGAUUAUGUAAAUACUUACUGCAAUCAAAAUGAUAAACCAUCAAAUAAAUGGGAACAUGAAGAAAAUGAAAAUUAUGAAUCAGAAGGGAUCAAAUGGUUUCGUGAACGAUUAUUACUUUUAAUCGACGAGCUAUUCAAUCUUGAUGUUCGUCAUUACUGUGCAACUAUGUUACACCCGAAAUAUAAAUUAUUAAAAAGUUGUACAAUAGAAGAACGUUCUCAAUGUCAUCAAUAUAUUCGUAGGCAACUAAAUAUUUUACAUGAUACAAAUUUACGACACAAAUCACAUGAACCAUCACCUGAACCACAACAAAAAAAAAUUAAAAUCAGCUGA
This is a messenger RNA of Rotaria sp. Silwood1, 1383 nucleotides long. The record is from the annotation of a GenBank genome assembly. NCBI's taxonomy places the organism in Eukaryota, Metazoa, Rotifera, Eurotatoria, Philodinida, Philodinidae.